GUUCGACAGCACGCCCCCUGCUCGGCCGUCCCGGGCGCAGAACUUGGUCCGCCCGUCGCAGCGCCUGGCCGAGGCAUCCAGCGCCGCCGAGGGGUAUCCGGCGCCCGAGGGGGUGCCCCCGCACGUCCGGGCGCAGAUGGAGCAGGCGCUGGCGGCGGCCGCCGCCGCUCGGCAGGAAGCCGCCCAGUCUGCCUCCGAGCUCGACGAGGCCAGGCGCGAGCUGGAAUCCGUCCGCGCGGAGCUCGCCGCCGCGAAGGCCGGCGCGGAGGCGGCCGCCGGCGCCGCGGAGGCCACCGCGCGGUCGCUGCGGGCGGAGCUGGUGGCCGCACAGGCCGACGCCGCGGCGGCCGCGGGCGCCCACGCCGCCGCGGCGGCCGCGGCGGAGUCGCUGAGGGCAGAGCUGGCCACGGCGCAGGCCGAAGCCAAGGCGGCCGCAGGCGCCAGCGCCGCCGCGGAGACCGCGGCGGAGUCGCUGAGGG
Prorocentrum cordatum is the source of this 479-nucleotide messenger RNA. The record is from the annotation of a GenBank genome assembly. Lineage: Eukaryota; Dinophyceae; Prorocentrales; Prorocentraceae.